Messenger RNA from Trypanosoma conorhini, 1764 nucleotides. RefSeq names its product glycosyltransferase. NCBI's taxonomy places the organism in Eukaryota, Euglenozoa, Kinetoplastea, Trypanosomatida, Trypanosomatidae. Bases 1 to 1764 code for a protein of 587 amino acids. The record is from RefSeq and is a predicted model, not a curated record. The transcript has a single exon. Gene Ontology annotation, molecular function: glycosyltransferase activity.
AUGUCAAGCCAAACUCGGAAGCCAAGAUUCGCUCGGCGGAGGCUUCGGCUUCUCGCCUCAUGUAUCGUUGUGGCGACCAUGUUUGUCUUUGUCACACUGGCCCUCGGCUAUGCGACGGAAUUUCCUGAGGCGGCGGCGGAUCCAGGAGGCACCUCGGCCGCGGAGCAGCGGCAGACAACUGUGGCUGGGCCGGUACGACCAGCGUGGAAAGUGUCACUGGAAAUGGAGCAUGCGCAGAUAAAGACAAGGGCAAGCAUAGAACGUUUUGCGGAGAGCCUGGCCAAUUUACGCGAAGAGUUACCGAAUAUCAAAAGUCUGAAUAAGAGUUGUCACUUUGCCUACCCACUAAACAGACAAAUCACGCGAUUUGAGUACAAGAGUAAGCGUGUGCGGGUAAAGCGUAGUCUAACCCCAGUGGCAUUUUUCAAUGCACUUCAGCAGGAAGCCGAGGGUAGGGUGUUUCUCUUCUCGGACCCACUUCCAUGGAUUGUGAAGCAGACACCUCUGGUCCUGUCGCCUUUGUUUGAUGUCGGGAAAAGGUUUGGUCGAUGGAGAGCAUUUUUUCGAUCCUCCUUGCCUACUAAAAUUCUUGGCCAGGCACGCUCUAGCAGGAGUGAUGGGGAGUGGACUUUACCGCUGGAUGGGGAGUACAGUGAUAGUCAAUUUUUGCGGCCACAGCCCCCGUUGUACGCGGUCGUUUUUCCUAACGCUGUGGUCUCCAACAGCUACGUUAUCACGUGCCGUGGAAGCGUGUACACGAGUGGAGGCUGUCUGAGUCGUUGGUAUCUACCAGAAAUUAAAAGCACAGGGCAACUGGACUGGCGUGGCGUUGUCGUGGCGCUCUGCGAUGAGUGGUGCAAGGGAUACUACCACUUUACACAUGAGCAUUUGACGCGUUUGGCGCUUGUGCAUAAAAUAUUACUUGAACGCGAUGACGCGGUGCUGGUGUUGUAUACCUCCACGAAAAAAUUUCACCGGCAGUGGUUAAUCGAUGUUCUUGGCAUUCCCUCGCACCGUGUCUUGCAUGGGACGCUUCCCGUGCAUGGGCAUUUGGUUCUCUACCCCAUUCCAAAUGGCUGUGGGACGUCGUUUACACACUUGACUUACGCGCUACGUGACAUUGUCUUUGCGCGACUGCAUUUGCUGCCUCCUCUUCCUGCCAAAAAGCGUAAGCUUCGACUUUUGUUUGCCGAACGCGCCAGGCUAUCACGGAUGCCGUCAAAUUACUACCAGCUGAAGCAGCAGCUCCUGGAAGACUACGGCGCCUCCUUUGAAGUUAGUGCAUUUUCCGACAAGUUGCAUGUGGCAGAGCAAAUACGCUGCUUUUACGAGGCGGACGUAGUUGUUGGCCCGCACGGCUCCAACCUCGCCAACGCAAUGUGGAUGCGUCACGGCACACAUUUGAUAGAAUUUAUUUCUUACAUAUACGCCAACAUGUGUUAUCACACGACAGCGAGCAGCAUUAAUGUGACGUACCAUGCCAUCUUUCAUAAUGCCGGGAAGGACGGGAAAUAUUUUCUCUCAUACGAUGAGCUGAGGCGUCACAUCACCUAUGCGGUGGAGGCGCUGCUCAAGUCCCGUCGAGGAUCCUCUCUAUUUUCCUUCUUGCAAUGUGUGUGUGUGUGCGUUGUUGUUGUUGUUGUUGUUGUUGUUGUUGUUGUUGUUGUGUGUGUGUGUGUGUGUGUGUGUGUGUUUCCGUUGCUUUCCAUUGUUGUGUCUUGCGAUUGUUUCUCUCGUCGCCACAAGCGGAGGCGCUGCCCGUAG